Haemonchus placei is the source of this 672-nucleotide messenger RNA. The record is from the annotation of a GenBank genome assembly. Lineage: Eukaryota; Metazoa; Nematoda; Chromadorea; Rhabditida; Trichostrongylidae.
AUGCUUAUGUUUGCUGGGUAUCUCUGCACGUCGUUCAUAUCUGAGUCUAUCCUGAACUCAAUAUAUCAGGAUAAUCCCGACACGAUCAGUCAAUUUGCAGGUUAUUAUGGAGGGGCUAUACAGUUUGGAGCAUUGGCCGUGUCGAGUAUUGUUACACCUUCCGUUGUCCACUUUCUCACAUCAAAAUGGUCGCUUGUACUGAGCAGCUUCUUAUUCGCUCUUUAUUAUGUAGGAUUUGCCAAAGUUACGUGGUGGUAUUUUUACCUCUCACAAACAUUCGUCGGUUUCGGCUAUGCACUGUACAAUAAUUGCGAAGGGGCUUACCUUUCGGAACACUCUACAUGGGCCACAAUUGAACCGAACACUGCAAUAGAAAUUGCUAUUGGACAUCAAUGCAUGCUUGUUGGAGGCCUUGUGCUUCUUGUAGUUUUUCUUAUCGCUGGUGGUGGAAUUCCCCAAAGUUUUGGAGAUAUCAGCUACCUCCAUUUUUCAGAAAACAAAAUACGCCUGCUUUACGGCUCUUACCUUGGAGUAUCUCUGCUGUCUAUACUGAUUUUCACCUUCCUUCCAACAAAGCAGUAUAAUAGUAUUGCUUCGACUGCACAGAGAAAGGCCUGGUCAUUUGUCGGGCAACUUAGUGAGUCCUCUCAUCGUUUCAUGGCAGAUUCAUGA